Messenger RNA from Choloepus didactylus (southern two-toed sloth), 8272 nucleotides. RefSeq names its product cytoplasmic linker associated protein 1 (gene CLASP1). The record is from RefSeq and is a predicted model, not a curated record. Bases 716 to 5362 code for a protein of 1548 amino acids. NCBI's taxonomy places the organism in Eukaryota, Metazoa, Chordata, Mammalia, Pilosa, Megalonychidae. Gene Ontology annotation, molecular function: kinetochore binding; microtubule binding. Gene Ontology annotation, biological process: mitotic spindle assembly. The transcript is spliced from 42 exons. Gene Ontology annotation, cellular component: cytoplasmic microtubule; spindle microtubule; microtubule organizing center.
CGGCUUUGUGCACCCCCUCUCCCUCUCGCAGACCCCACCCCGGGCCCCUUCCUGACCCGACCCUCCUCGGCGGGUGGGAGCAGCCGGCCAGCCCCGGGUCGCUUUUGAAAGGAGCGGGACUGCGAGGGGAGGGGGCGAGGGAGAGAGAAACCCAUAACAACUAGUCAUCUGCGAGUGAUGGGUGUGGAGAAAGAUCCAGAGGGAAGGGGUGCUGGGGAGGCGGGCGGCCGGGGCUCCCAGCCGGGCCAGACAAAAGCUGAGCGCGCGGCGCCGGGCGGGAUGCGGAGGGUCCCCUCGGUCCCCGGGGCCCGCCGAGAGCUUCUUUGCAGAGCUGGGAAAGCGGACCAGUGCUGAGUUAAGCCUUGUUGCAGCCUCCUCAACUUGCCUUUGUUAUUCUUUGGUAUUGGCAGAGGCGCUCUGACGAAGAUGAAAUGGACUGCUGAAUUAUGAAGUAUUUCAGACCCAAUAGUAUAGCAUCACCCUGCCACUCACUCCUUUAUCGCCUACUAGUUAUUUAAAUUGGACUUUUAAUAUCCUGCCAGCUGCUCUUCAGACACACAUGGUGCAUUGUUGCCAUUCCCCGGAUUGCAUCUUUGAAACACAGGCCCUUGGUAACCUUCAGCGAACAAAGAGGCAACCUCCAGGGCACGUCCAGCAGGAGGGAGUCAUCCCGACUGCCCUCUAGCUUUUGCUGGUUCUGGAUUUGAAUUCCACCAUGGAGCCUCGCAUGGAGUCCUGCUUGGCACAGGUGUUGCAGAAGGAUGUAGGGAAGCGACUGCAGGUUGGCCAAGAACUUAUAGAUUAUUUCUCAGACAAACAGAAGUCCGCUGACCUUGAGCAUGACCAGACCAUGUUAGAUAAGCUUGUGGAUGGACUCGCUACCUCUUGGGUGAACUCUAGCAAUUACAAGGUGGUCCUUCUGGGCAUGGACAUCCUGUCCGCGCUGGUCACCCGGCUGCAGGAUCGGUUCAAGGCGCAGAUCGGCACAGUGCUGCCAAGUUUAAUAGACAGACUGGGGGACGCCAAGGACUCCGUGAGGGAGCAGGACCAGACUCUGCUGCUAAGGAUCAUGGAUCAAGCUGCUAACCCCCAGUACGUGUGGGACAGAAUGCUGGGAGGCUUCAAACACAAGAAUUUCCGCACACGAGAAGGCAUCUGUCUCUGCCUUAUUGCAACACUCAACGCCUCUGGCGCCCAUACUCUAACACUAAGCAAGAUUGUGCCACACAUAUGUAACUUACUUGGAGAUCCAAACAGCCAGGUUCGAGAUGCAGCAAUAAACAGCUUAGUGGAAAUUUACAGACAUGUAGGAGAACGUGUGAGGGCAGAUCUCAGUAAAAAAGGAUUGCCACAGUCCCGAUUGAAUGUAAUUUUUACCAAAUUUGAUGAAGUCCAAAAAUCCGGAAACAUGAUACAAUCUGCAAAUGAUAAAAAUUUUGAUGAUGAAGAUUCUGUGGAUGGUAAUAGGCCUUCCUCUGCCAGUUCUACAUCAUCCAAGGCUCCACCAAGCUCUCGGAGAAAUGUUGGAAUGGGGACCACCCGCCGGCUUGGAUCAUCUACUCUUGGAUCCAAGUCUUCAGCUGCAAAAGAAGGAGCUGGUGCUGUUGAUGAAGAGGACUUUAUAAAAGCAUUUGACGACGUACCUGUAGUGCAGAUUUAUUCCAGCCGAGACCUUGAAGAAUCCAUAAACAAAAUUAGGGAAAUACUAUCUGAUGACAAGCAUGAUUGGGAGCAAAGAGUAAAUGCUCUAAAAAAGAUUCGAUCUUUACUUUUGGCUGGUGCUGCUGAGUAUGAUAACUUCUUUCAACAUUUGCGUCUCUUGGAUGGAGCCUUUAAACUAUCUGCUAAGGAUCUGCGGUCUCAGGUAGUGCGGGAAGCUUGUAUCACAUUGGGGCAUCUGUCAUCAGUUCUGGGGAAUAAGUUUGAUCAUGGAGCUGAAGCCAUCAUGCCAACCAUCUUUAAUUUAAUCCCAAACAGUGCCAAAAUUAUGGCCACAUCCGGUGUUGUAGCUGUCAGGUUAAUCAUUCGGCACACACAUAUCCCUAGGUUAAUACCUGUCAUAACAAGCAAUUGUACCUCUAAGUCUGUCGCAGUGAGAAGGCGCUGUUUUGAAUUUUUAGAUUUACUUCUGCAGGAAUGGCAGACACAUUCACUGGAACGACACAUAUCAGUAUUAGCUGAAACAAUAAAGAAGGGAAUACACGAUGCUGAUUCUGAAGCAAGGAUAGAAGCCAGAAAAUGUUAUUGGGGCUUCCACGGUCAUUUCAGCAGAGAGGCUGAGCACUUGUACCACACACUGGAGUCCUCCUACCAGAAGGCCCUGCAGUCCCACCUGAAGAACUCGGACAGCAUCGUGUCCCUGCCCCAGUCCGACCGCUCAUCCUCCAGCUCGCAGGAGAGCCUCAAUCGACCACUCUCUGCCAAAAGAAGUCCUACUGGAAGUACCACAUCCAGAGCGUCCACAGUUAGUACCAAAUCUGUGUCAACAACUGGAUCCCUCCAGCGGUCUCGAAGUGACAUCGACGUGAACGCAGCGGCCAGCGCCAAGUCCAAAGUCUCCUCGUCCUCGGGCGUCACACCUUUCAGCUCCGCGGCAGCUUUGCCUCCAGGGUCAUACGCAUCCUUAGAGUCCAGCGCCGCGCGGGAAGACCUGGAGUACGUAGGCCUGGACUCAGGUCGGAUCCGCACGAGACGGCAGAGCUCCGGGAGCACGUCCAGUGUGGCCGCCACACCUUCCGACAGCCGGGGCCGCAGCCGCGCCAAAGUGGUUUCCCAGUCGCAGCGAUCCAGAUCUGCUAAUCCUGCUGGUGCUGGCAGCCGAUCGAGUUCCCCAGGGAAGUUGCUGGGAAGUGGUUACGGUGGACUCGCUGGGGGUUCCUCAAGAGGCCCACCCGCGACACCCUCUUCAGAGAAACGGAGCAAGAUUCCCAGGAGUCAGGGAUGUAGCCGAGAAACGAGUCCAAACCGAAUAGGAUUAGCACGGAGCAGCCGUAUCCCUCGACCCAGCAUGAGUCAGGGGUGCAGCCGCGAUACGAGCCGUGAGAGCAGCCGAGACACGAGUCCCGCUCGGGGCUUCGCCCCGCUUGACCGGUUUGGGCUUGGCCAGCCAGGAAGAAUACCUGGUUCCGUGAACGCCAUGCGGGUUUUGAGCACAAGCACAGAUCUCGAGGCUGCUGUCGCAGACGCGUUGCUGUUAGGAGACUCCAGGAGCAAGAAGAAGCCCGUGAGGAGGCGAUAUGAGCCCUACGGGAUGUACUCCGACGACGACGCCAACAGCGACGCCUCCAGCGUCUGCUCCGAGCGCUCCUACGGCUCCAGGAACGGCGGCGUCCCCCAUUACCUGCGACAGACAGAGGACGUGGCGGAGGUGCUCAACCACUGUGCCAGCUCCAACUGGUCGGAGAGGAAGGAGGGGCUGCUGGGCCUGCAGAACCUGCUGAAGAGCCAGAGGACACUGAGUCGGGUAGAAUUGAAAAGGUUGUGUGAGAUCUUCACCCGGAUGUUUGCUGACCCUCAUAGCAAGAUUGCUGAUUCAGAACCAGAAUAUGAGGAUAAAGAAGGAAAUUUGUUUCCAUCAGAAGGCUCUUGUACAAGAGUUUUCAGUAUGUUUCUGGAGACUCUUGUGGAUUUUAUAAUAAUUCAUAAAGAUGACUUACAAGACUGGCUUUUUGUUCUUCUCACACAAUUACUUAAGAAAAUGGGAGCAGAUUUACUUGGAUCUGUGCAAGCAAAAGUGCAGAAGGCUCUAGAUGUGACAAGGGACUCCUUUCCAUUUGAUCAACAAUUUAACAUUUUGAUGAGAUUUAUUGUGGAUCAAACUCAAACUCCAAACCUUAAGGUCAAAGUUGCAAUCCUGAAAUACAUUGAGUCUCUGGCCAGGCAGAUGGAUCCAACAGAUUUCAUAAACUCUAGUGAGACAAGGCUUGCAGUUUCUAGAAUUAUAACCUGGACAACAGAACCAAAGAGUUCAGACGUGAGAAAGGCAGCACAAAUCGUGCUGAUCUCUCUGUUUGAAUUGAACACCCCUGAAUUUACCAUGCUACUUGGUGCCUUGCCAAAAACAUUCCAGGAUGGUGCCACCAAACUGCUGCACAGCCACCUCAAGAAUUCCAGUAACACCAGUGUGGGCUCUCCAAGCAAUACAAUCGGCCGGACCCCUGCCCGCCACACCAGCAGCAGGACCAGCCCCCUGACCUCGCCCACCAACUGCUCCCACGGGGGUCUGUCUCCAAGCAUGCUGGACUAUGAUACAGAAAACCUGAACUCUGAAGAAAUCUAUAGUUCUCUGCGUGGAGUUACAGAAGCCAUUGAGAAGUUCAGUUUUCGAAGCCAAGAAGAUCUGAACGAGCCAAUUAAACGAGAUGGCAAAAAGGACUGUGAUAUUGUGUCCCGCGACGGUGGCGUUGCCUCCCCAGCCACUGAGGGCCGUGGGGGCAGCGACGUGGUGGAAGGAGGCCGCACAGCGCUGGAUAACAAGACCUCCCUCCUCAACACGCAGCCUCCGCGGGCUUUCCUGGGGCCCCGGGCACGAGACUACAACCCGUACCCCUACUCUGACACCAUCAACACCUACGACAAGACAGCCCUGAAGGAGGCCGUGUUUGAUGACGACAUGGAGCAGCUUCGAGAUGUCCCCAUCGACCAUUCCGACCUGGUGGCUGACCUCCUGAAAGAGCUCUCCAACCACAACGAGCGGGUGGAGGAGCGGAAGGGGGCCCUGCUGGAGCUGCUCAAGAUCACCCGGGAGGACAACCUGGGCGUGUGGGAGGAGCACUUCAAGACCAUCCUGCUGCUGCUGCUGGAGACGCUCGGGGACAAGGAGCAUUCCAUCCGAGCACUAGCAUUGAGAGUUUUACGGGAAAUCCUGAGAAACCAGCCAGCAAGAUUUAAAAACUACGCCGAGCUGACGAUCAUGAAAACUCUGGAAGCCCACAAAGACUCCCAUAAGGAGGUGGUGCGGGCCGCCGAGGAGGCCGCGUCCACGCUGGCCAGCUCCAUCCACCCCGAGCAGUGCAUCAAGGUCCUCUGCCCCAUCAUCCAGACGGCCGACUACCCCAUCAACCUCGCCGCCAUCAAGAUGCAGACCAAAGUGGUGGAGAGGAUCGCCAGGGAGUCCCUGCUGCAGCUGCUCCCCGACAUCAUCCCGGGCCUGCUGCAGGGUUACGACAACACUGAGAGCAGUGUGCGGAAGGCUAGCGUGUUUUGCUUAGUGGCAAUUUAUUCCGUAAUCGGAGAAGAGCUGAAACCUCACCUCGCACAGCUCACAGGGAGCAAGAUGAAGCUAUUGAACCUAUACAUAAAGAGGGCCCAGACCACAAAUAGCAACAGCAGCUCCUCGUCCGACGUCUCCACACACAGCUAAUGUCAGCACCACAGCGUCCGUCUGUGCAGCCCUAGAAGCAAUUGGCGACGCCUCUCGGAGACCUUCCCCAUCCCCUCCAUCGCUGCCCAGUCAGUACAAGGAGGCCCGCAAAUAUUUAUUACAAUCAGUAUUUUGGUCCCUUCCAGCUUCUGUGUAAUCUUACUGGCAUUGAAUGUAACGGAAGCAAGGCCUGUACUGCAGCCUUCACCCAAAACAAAAGGAAAAAAAGAGCAGAAACGAGCCUUAUUUGCCCACUGUGUCUUGGACAGCCCGCCGAGAUGGAACACAGCGCAUGUGGGAGGCAGCUUUCCCCACUCAGAACUUUUCUUCUCAACCACAGCUUGGGGGUGGGGGCGGAGGGUUCAUUUGCGUUUCUCUCGUCUUUCAUAUCUUGUUUUCUCUGAGUUUGGCCCAUGUGGGGCACAGCGCUGCUGCCCCUCGCGCAGCUGACCCUGUCUAAGGCUGGGUGUCUUUAAGUUGUGUUUUGAGACCUGCUAACGUUGAGCACCAGGUCCUGGUGAGAAAGGAAAACCUGGCGACCAGGUCCCAACAAACCCUUGGGAUUUUAGUUGUAGGCUCCACAUUUGAGGCCGACGGCCCUACUGUUGGCAUAGGAACAGAAGGGCACCCCCCUGCCCCCCUCAAUAUCCCCACUUAAAUGGUCCCUCCCCCAGGCUCAGACUCAAAAGAAUUCUUACAGCUUAAAUCCAAACAGAAUCAAAGCAAAUUAUAGCAUCUUUUAGUGGGUGUCUAAAAUGAUGUUUCAUGAAACAGGAAACAGAAGAGAAGAUGUUGGUUUUACUGCCAAAGAUCUUGAGGAAACGCUGGUUCAGCCCCGAUUCUCCCGGGACCUGUUGGUCCGUGGGGGGCCCCGGGACCACCUCGAUCCCCUCCCCCAGGCUUUGCUUCAGCUUCAGUUGAGAUGUUUUCAGUUAACUGGCGAGUGGCAAAUUUGCCAUCCCAGAUUUUGACUUCUCUGUUUAAUUUGGGAUUAAGAUCAAAGAAAUGUUUAGAGAGACGUGUGUGUCAGUCAUUUUUUAUUUCACAAAUCAGUGUACUUCCUUGGUCAUCUGCCUUGAUCGUUGUUUAAGGAAAAAGUAAUUAUGAUGAGGGGGACAAAUUGCAGACCACCAGAAUUUGAAACUUUUAAGUGCAGAGUCGCUUUUCCAUUUCUUCAAUGAGAAACCACCAUGCCCUUCUUUUUUAACGUCUUGAGGAUUUGAUUGCUCCAAUAAAAGUAAUUACAGAUUUGGAGCCUGGCCAAACGUUUUGAGUAAAAUUCUUUAAAUGAAAUGGAAAUUCUUAAGGCAAUCAUGCUGACUUCUACUGUCUCUUCUGUUCCAAGUUAGAGCCUCUAAAUUGGACUGAAAAUGCUGCUUUUGGUGUUAAUUUGGAAGUAUUUGCUCUGCCAACGCAGUGUCCUGCAGCCACUGGGCCUGGGAAGGAGGGGGCCCCCCAGGGCUGGGGUGGGGUGGGGUGCCCAGUACCUAGCUCACGCCGCUCGUCUCCACACCCUCCUCUGCUCAGACCUUUCGGAUUCCAGUGGGAGGCUGUGAAGACACUGUAGCAACCCAGAACUCUCUGGGAAAAUGAAGUCCUGUAGCGCACUCCAGUCCGGGCUGGGGUGGGCAGGGGUGGGUGUUCUGCACACGUAGGAAAUCCCCACUGCCGCCAAGAGAACACUGCAGUGCGCUUUAAGUGGUUGAAUGCUACUGAGUUAUCUUUGCCUCCAGACAUCGCAGGACCAGGCCUUCCUCUCAUCACUACCAUUUGUCUGUCAGUGUUUCCUUUGUGGAGUUUUUGACACUGUAUGAGUCAAGAGGAGGUCUUUUGGUUACUCCUCUGUUGUAGAAAUACGCAUUCUGGUCCAGUUACUUAGGAGUCCUUCCGUGUCCAGUGCAUUUAGAAACCUUCUCGCCGCCCCAGAAGGUCGCCUCAGUCCCCGCAGCGCAGCUGGAAGAACCGUGAACCUGCCGCACCGCCUCCGUGCUCACAAAGGGCUAGCCUCGGACACAGCCUGCCCGGCCCUCCGUCUCCCGACUCAGACAGACGCAGUCGCUGCACAGGCCUCGGCCUGGAAACCGCUGCCCGCCGUGCCCGCCGAGGGGAGGCUCGCCUGCCGCCGCCACCUCACGGGGAGGGGGCUGUGCCCGCCGCCCCCUCCCCACACCCCUGCAGCUGCCUUGCCUUGCCGCCGCCCCCCGCAGGGCUCCUGUUCACAUGAAAUCACAGAGUCACAGGACUGGGUUUGUCCCCCUCCCAUUUACCUGACUAUCCAGGGUCCCGAAAACACCUACCCUUCCCAGCCACGGGGGGUGGGUCCAUCUGACUUCUUGCUUUCCUUCCGGCUGUGCCCACCCUCUUCAGGCCGAGGGAUGGGUGCUUGCACCCGCAUUCCCACCAGAGACCCCGGCCUCCCGGACUGUGCCGCAGACGGCCCGCGCCAUGGCUCCUCGCCAGCUAAUCAAGGCCCGGCACAGGGAAUGCAGCUGCAUCGUGUCUCGCCCAUCUUUUCCUUUUCCUGCCACCCUUUAUUUAUCAAGCAUACUAGUACUCAUUAAAGGACAACAGAUAAGAACUUCGUAGAAUCCCACCGGGACUUUGCUAACAAUAACAUUUGGAAAUGAAAAAGGAAAUGCUCUGAAAAAUAUCAGCCACCAAAAUAGUUUUGUUGGCCCUGUAUUCACACGCAUGAACCCCACAUCCCCAGGUUGGUUUUUAUUUUUAUUUUUUUUGGCUUUUUCAUGUUACAUCCAUAUCUGUAUUUAUAUCUUAUUUGUUUCACUUUCAAGUGUAUCAUGGCAAAUGUACAGAUUUUUUUUGUUGUUAAUAAUGUGCUAGAAUUUGCUAAAAAGGAAAAACAAUGAAACCCUUUUGAGUUUGCCCUAGAAUAAAUGAAACUUAAUUCAG